Plasmodium malariae is the source of this 651-nucleotide messenger RNA. Its product is annotated as Plasmodium exported protein, unknown function. Bases 1 to 651 code for a protein of 216 amino acids. The record is from RefSeq and is a predicted model, not a curated record. The transcript is spliced from 2 exons. Lineage: Eukaryota; Apicomplexa; Aconoidasida; Haemosporida; Plasmodiidae.
AUGUUUUCCUUUUUAUUAAGUAUUAUUGCCUUAACCUUUGUAUUUUGGCAAUCCUAUAACACGUAUCAUUUGAAAAUAUAUCCUGUUAAUUAUUCAUUUGGUAAAAAAAAUGCAUAUGAAGAUGAAGUCGGGAAAAGAUAUGAAAGAAUUCUAAGAUCAGAAAACGUAAAUAUAUUUGAAAAAUAUGCAAAUACACAAAAUGGAACUAGUGGUAUUAACUUAAUGUUAAAUUUGUCAAAUGGGAUUCAUUAUGAUCCACAGUUAAAUUUAGAUGUUCAAGUAGUAAGUGAAGAACAAGAAGAUUAUGAGGAGGAGUUAAACGAAUUAAUUGAGCAAAUAACUGAAACAUGGAAUGAGACUUUUGUAUCUAUGAUAGAAGAUUAUAUCGAUUUUACAGAACAAAAUGAUAUUAUAGAUGGAGAAUGGAAAUGUCAAAUGUGGAACCAAAGGUGGUUUAUAUAUUUAAAACUCCUAGUUCGUAGUUUAGGUGAUGUUUUACAAAAUGAUAAUUAUUCUUUAAGAGCUAAGGAACAUAUUUCUAAUGAAUACCUUCAAUGUGCCAACAAUGAUUUUAUUUACUUUUUAAGUGUAGUUAAGGAAGAAUGGGAUAGAAGAAAUGCACAAUUAAAUGAACAGGUAGCUCAAGCAUAA